AUGGACAGAAGUGAACACCAGGACACAGAGGAAAAAGGAGGCAGAAGGAAAGAGAGCGAUGCAGAAAAAGAUAAAGAAAUGAAGAACCAACUGAACAUUGAGGAAAAAGGCAAGACAGAGAUUAAAAAGAAUGAAAAAGAGAAGAAGAGUUGCAAGGCAGUAUGGCGGAGGGGGUCGUCACUGAGUGAAAGACUGGUCAUUAACGUAUCGGGGAUGCGCUAUGAAACCCAACUUCGCACCUUAGCCCAGUUUCCUGACUCCAUGCUCGGCGACCCACGAAGAAGGUCACGCUAUUUUGACCCAAUGCGAAAUGAACUCUUCUUGGACCGAAAUCGGGCCUGCUUUGACGCAAUACUCUACUUUUACCAGUCAGGAGGGAGGCUUCGGAGGCCCACCAACAUCCCCUUGGACAUUUUCAUGGAUGAGCUGAUGUUCUACGAGCUAGGGGAGGACAUCAUGAGCCGCUUCAAAGAGGAUGAAGGUUUUUCCAAAGAGGAAGAGAAGCCCUUGCCCGCGAAUGAAAUGCAGAAGAAACUGUGGAUGUUGUUUGAACACCCGGAGUCUUCAUCAGCUGCUCGUAUCAUCGCCAUCAUUAGCGUUAUGGUCAUUGUGGUGUCGAUUCUCAUCUUCUGCCUGGAGACAUUGCCGGAUUUCCGCAUUGAGAAGGAGACACACGAGCAGAAUUUCUACAAGGAUGACAGCCAAGCAAAGAACAUGUCUGAGAACAUGCCUGCACCCCUGAGUGUUUUCCAAGACCCCUUCUUCUUGGUGGAGACUGUGUGUAUCUGCUGGUUCUCUUUUGAGCUCAUCAUGCGUUUUGCCUGCUGUCCCAGCAAGAUACACUUCUUCAAAGAUGUCAUGAACAUCAUCGACUUUAGCGCCAUUUUGCCCUAUUUUGUCACUCUGGGAACGGAGCUGGCCCGGGACAGCGAGGUCAGUCCGACCACUUCUUUGGCCAUCAUCAGAGUCAUCCGACUUGUGAGGGUCUUCAGGAUCUUCAAGCUGUCCCGUCACUCCAAAGGCCUUCAGAUUCUGGGUCAGACGCUGAGGGCAAGCAUGCGUGAGCUGGGCCUUCUCAUUUUCUUCCUGUUCAUCGGCGUCAUCCUCUUCUCCAGCGCCAUCUACUUUGCAGAGGCCGACCACAACGACACAGCCUUCAUCAGCAUACCGCACGCCUUCUGGUGGGCUGUGGUCACCAUGACAACAGUGGGCUACGGUGACAUGUACCCUGUGACAGUGUGGGGUAAAUUGGUGGGCUCCAUGUGCGCCAUCGCAGGUGUGCUUACAAUUUCUUUGCCGGUUCCAGUCAUAGUCUCCAACUUUAGCUACUUCUACCAUCGUGAAACGGAGUGUGAGGAUCGAAGCCGGUAUGCACACAUCACAAGCUUGCUGUGGGAAGACGAGGAGGUGGAGGAAAUACAAGAGGAGAACCUGCAUCCAGAGGGGGAUUAUUACGCUAUUGGCGGGACCUACAACAAUUUGAAUGGUACUCUUAGCAGACCUGACAUGGAACAGAACUCUGAAUUAGGAGGAAAUAGUCUUCUAAGGGAACCACUUGUCACUCAGGUGUAA
This is a messenger RNA of Dunckerocampus dactyliophorus (ringed pipefish), 1572 nucleotides long. Its product is annotated as potassium voltage-gated channel subfamily A member 7-like. The coding region runs from base 1 to 1572 and encodes 523 amino acids. Lineage: Eukaryota; Metazoa; Chordata; Actinopteri; Syngnathiformes; Syngnathidae. Gene Ontology annotation, cellular component: voltage-gated potassium channel complex; membrane. Gene Ontology annotation, molecular function: delayed rectifier potassium channel activity; protein binding. The transcript is spliced from 2 exons. Gene Ontology annotation, biological process: potassium ion transmembrane transport; protein homooligomerization. The record is from RefSeq and is a predicted model, not a curated record.